AUGGACGAGAAGGAAAUCUUUAGUGUCAAGGAAGAGGAAAAGUCUCUCCUUCGCCCUUGCAACUUUGCCCAAGAAAACGGAAACCGUAUAGCGCGAGAUAGAUUAGCGGAUGCUGUUCGAACCCCCGACAAUAGAAUCACGGAAUCUGAAAAUGAAGUUGGUUUGGAGCAAUCAUACAGCCAUGUGGUCAAACUAUCAAAAUUGCUGCACCAUGAGAUAUCCAAACUUAGGCGUAUCUCUGGAGAGAAUCAACACGUUAUAAGAUCAAUGCAGGAGAAGAUUGCCCAAUUGAAGAAGCAUAACCAAAUUUUGGAGGAACAGUUACAAGACUGUCAGGCACGAAUACUCAGAUCAUCUCCUGUGGCUGUCUUGAGUGAUGCUACUGUCUUGGCAGAUUUCAGUAGGAUUCGCGAGACCCUUUCUAACUGGGUUGAGGAGUUGCCUGAAAUUUGUGAAGACUUUGCCGGUCACUUGUUUGCCGCAUUCAGCGAACUUUCUCUUGAUUCUCAUGUAUCCAAAGAUACGAAUAGCUAUCCACAAGGGCCUCUUGCAGUGCAGUCUGAACUUCUGAUGCACCUGGUUUUCUGUCGUCUUUCAAAGGGGCUCUUUGAGGUCUUAGUCCCGGGAAUAUCACCAUCAGAUAACGAUCUCUUGGAUGGCCUUCGUGAGGGGCUGUUGUCGCUACAGUCCAAGAACAGUAGGUUAGCAUCAGACUCGUUUUCACAUUUGCUAACUUUGUUAGACUUCGAGAAUGUGAGUGGUGGGAGUUCGAACAUUAUAGAGGCCUAUGUUGCAUCCCAAAAAUACCAGAAGGGUGUCGACAACGAAUGCUUCGAGAUAAUCGCUGAUUUGGACGACUUUUUUUGGUGGAUCGACUUUGAGUGCGACGUUAAUUGGGACAGCAAAAUGGCAACACUAUCUACAAAUAUUCUGGAACCGGCCGUCAGUCUCGCAACGAAGAUGAGCUGUUCACCCGCGCAAUACAUGUGGAAUUGGUAUGGCGAGGCAUACUUCCCCCAACGAGUCGUACGCAAGUACCACCUGAAACAUUUUACCGUGCAAGACGCCCGCACUCAUAAUAGAGUAUCCCUGGCAAAUCUUGCGCUUUUGGACGAUGAAACCCCACUUGGCGAGCUCUUGGUGAUAAUUUUCCCUGCAUUGUUCCGACGGGGAACUCAUGGGAGUAGGGAUGUCCAAAUUGAGAAGGCUGUUGUCCUCAUCCGGGCGAACGAGGACUUGCAGAGACAGAAGAGAUCGGAAAACAGAUCACGCAUGUUUGGAAAAAGUGUUCUCCAGAAGUUCAAGGAUUCUGCUCUAGGACAGCCGAACUGA
Aspergillus costaricaensis CBS 115574 is the source of this 1332-nucleotide messenger RNA. RefSeq lists its product as uncharacterized. The transcript has 2 exons. The coding region runs from base 1 to 1332 and encodes 443 amino acids. The record is from RefSeq and is a predicted model, not a curated record. NCBI's taxonomy places the organism in Eukaryota, Fungi, Ascomycota, Eurotiomycetes, Eurotiales, Aspergillaceae.